Solenopsis invicta (red fire ant) is the source of this 1632-nucleotide messenger RNA. Its product is annotated as alpha-N-acetylgalactosaminidase-like. The coding region runs from base 101 to 1351 and encodes 416 amino acids. The transcript has 8 exons. The record is from RefSeq and is a predicted model, not a curated record. Gene Ontology annotation, cellular component: cytoplasm. Gene Ontology annotation, molecular function: alpha-galactosidase activity. Gene Ontology annotation, biological process: glycosylceramide catabolic process; oligosaccharide metabolic process; glycoside catabolic process. Lineage: Eukaryota; Metazoa; Arthropoda; Insecta; Hymenoptera; Formicidae.
CACGUGUAUACCUUGCGUCGUUCCUGCUGGUUAACAGACUCUGACUUCACCGUCGACUGUUUUCUCACGGGAAUCCUGCUCCGCUCCGCACCCUUGGAUUAUGCCGGAUGCCGCGCAAACCGUAGUCCUUCUCCUAUCGCUGGUCACUGUAGUUCCAGCGCUGGAGAAUGGCUUAGCCAGAACACCUCCAAUGGGAUGGUUGGCGUGGGAAAGAUUCAGGUGCAACGUCGAUUGCAAGAACGAUCCAGAUAAUUGUAUAAGUGAUCGUCUUUUCCGGACUAUGGCAGAUAGAGUAGUGAGUCAAGGGUACCGUGCAGUAGGAUACCAGUAUAUUAUUAUGGAUGACUGUUGGUUGGCGAGACAAAGGAAUAGCAAUGGACUACUCGUACCUGAUAGUGAACGAUUUCCAUAUGGCAUAAAGAGCUUGGCAGAUUAUGUGCAUUCAAAGGGUCUCAAGUUCGGUAUUUACGAGGAUUAUGGAAACUUCACCUGCGCUGGAUUUCCAGGUAUAUUGGGCCACUUGACUGGAGAUGCUGUCACGUUUGCUUCCUGGGGUGUAGAUUAUGUGAAAUUAGACGGAUGUCAUGCCAAUCCUUAUGACAUGAACACAGGUUAUCCCGAAUUUGGAUAUUACCUCAAUCAAACUGGAAGGCCUAUGGUAUAUUCUUGCAGUUGGCCUGUCUACCAAAUUUAUGCUCGUAUAGAACCGAACUAUGCCGCAAUUGCGCAAACCUGCAAUCUCUGGCGUAACUACCACGACAUCCAGGAUUCCUGGGCCAGCGUAGAGAGUAUCAUCGAUUACUACGGUGAUAAUCAGGACACGCUCAUGCCCUGGGCCGGUCCUGGGCGCUGGAAUGAUCCAGACAUGUUGAUCAUCGGCAACUUCGGUUUAAGUUACGACCAAAGUAAAACACAAAUGGCAAUCUGGGCUAUAUUAGCGGCACCGUUGCUCAUGUCCGUCGAUCUCAGGACGAUCAGGCCAUUGUACAAAGCUAUCCUGCAAAACAAAAAGAUUAUCGCCGUAAACCAAGAUCCAUUAGGCAUUCAAGGACGACGAAUAUACAAAAAAAACGGUAUUGAGAUUUGGAUAAGGCCCAUCAUCCCAGUUUACCAAAACUACUACUCGUACGCGGUCGCGUUCGUGAACAGACGUACGGACGGCACGCCAACGACCUUCAGAAUCCCAGUAAUGGACCUAGGUCUGAUGUUUGCCGCAGGAUACCGCGUUGAGAAUCUAUACAGUAACAGAAAUAUCGGAGUGGUGACUCCACCGACUGUCCUCAGGGCCAACAUAAAUCCGUCGGGCGUACAGAUGCUACGAUGUACUUUAAAUAUUGGCCGUACAUCUUGAAUAAGGUAUUUAAAGUUAAACAAAAUACAUUUAAAUUAUCGUACGUCUAACGUAUUACCUUACUUUCUAUUGGCACUUUUAUUUUCGCGUAUGCGUACGUUCUAUAUUAAUAUAAUAUAUAACAUAAAAAAUAAUAAAAAAAAGAAUUUUAUGAACUUUACUCGCGUUACACACGUUAUUUAAAAUGUAUUUAUGUGUGCGUAUGACAUUCUGUACUUGUAUCUAGUUUGCUUUCAUAUCGUAUCUGCAUCGUAUCUAUAUUACUUUAUAUUCACCUUUGA